Messenger RNA from Uncinocarpus reesii 1704, 903 nucleotides. RefSeq lists its product as uncharacterized. Gene Ontology annotation, biological process: signal transduction; phosphatidylinositol phosphate biosynthetic process; inositol metabolic process. The transcript has 3 exons. Bases 1 to 903 code for a protein of 300 amino acids. Gene Ontology annotation, molecular function: inositol monophosphate 1-phosphatase activity. The record is from RefSeq and is a predicted model, not a curated record. Lineage: Eukaryota; Fungi; Ascomycota; Eurotiomycetes; Onygenales; Onygenaceae.
AUGGCGGCUAAAACCGGAGCCUCAGCUCCCAAUCUGCAGGAAAUCCAUGACUGCUUUCUCGAAUUGGCGAAGCAAGCUGGAGAUAUGAUCACCGGCGCGAAGCCAUUGAUCAAUGCGGCAGGGUCAAAGAAGAACAGUUCCGAUCUCGUAACGGAGACAGACCGUGCUGUUGAGCUAAUGGUAUCCACGGCACUGAGAACUAAAUAUCCUGAUUAUGAAUUUAUGGGCGAGGAGAGCUACGAGCCUGGCAAGCGUUUGACCAGCGCACCCACGUUUAUUGUCGACCCCAUCGAUGGCACCGUGAAUUUUGUCCACAGCUUCCCCAACGCCUGUAUUUCACUUGGAUUCGCCAUUGACAGAAAGCCGGUGGUCGGCGUCGUUUUCAAUCCCUUUACAAACACUUUGUAUAGCGCCAUUCGCGGCCAAGGGGCAUUCCUGAACAGGACGACCAAGUUACCACUACGGGGCGAUAACAUAGAGCCGCUGAAGGGCCUUUCCAACGCCUUAGUGGGUGUGGAAUGGGGAUCUGACCGCCACGGGCCGAAUUGGGAGACGAAGAUUGGCACAUUUGAAAGGCUAGGCAAAGCGCGUGAAGAAGGAGGGGCGAUGGUCCAUUCGAUGCGGAGUAUGGGAUCGGCAGCGUUGAACCUGUGUGCUGUUGCGGCGGGGUAUAUGGAUAUCUACUGGGAAGGGGGCUGCUGGGCCUGGGAUGUUUGCGCUGGAUGGGUAAUCCUCGCUGAAGCAGGCGGAAUCAUGGUUGACGGGAACCCCGGUGGAUGGGAAGCCGAAGUCGACGGCAGACGCUAUCUGGCAGUUCGAGCGUCGAAGAAUAGCGAGGGACAAAAGGAGAUUGUGCAAGAGUUCUGGAAGCAGAUUAAAGGGAAAUUCGACUAUGGCCAGUAG